AUGGGGAGUUUCGAAGUUGAGAGAAAAACAAGAGGAUUGGCAGCCACAAACCCUUCUGGGAUUCUCUCACCUUAUACAUACACUCUCAGGAGCACAGGCCCUGAAGAUGUAUUUGUGAAAGUGAUUUGCUGUGGGAUUUGCCAUACUGAUAUUCAUCAAGUCAAAAAUCAUCUUGGCAUGUCCAAUUAUCCCAUGGUUCCAGGUCAUGAGGUGGUAGGUGAGGUUGUAGAGGUGGGAUCCGGUGUGACCAAGUUCACGGCCGGAGAUAUAGUCGGAGUUGGCUGUAUCGUCGGAUGCUGUGGAAAUUGUCAGCCGUGCAAAUCGGACAUUGAACAAUACUGCAACAAGAAGAUUUGGUCCUACAAUGAUGUCUACACUGAUGGAAAUCCCACUCAAGGGGGAUUUGCUGAUGCAAUGGUGGUUAAUCAAAACUUCGUGGUAAAAAUUCCAGAGGGUAUGGCGGCAGAACAGGCGGCGCCACUACUUUGCGCCGGGGUGACAGUAUACAGCCCAUUAAAUCAUUUUGGGCUAAAAAAGAGUGGGCUAAGAGGGGGCAUUUUAGGGCUUGGAGGGGUUGGACAUAUGGGAGUCAAAAUUGCAAAGGCUAUGGGCCACCAUGUUACUGUAAUAAGCUCUUCAAUGAAGAAAAAAGAGGAGGCAUUGGACCAUCUUGGGGCUGAUGAUUACCUGGUCAGCUCGGAUUCAACUCGGAUGCAAGAACUGGUUGACUCGCUAGAUUACAUAAUUGACACAAUCCCAGUUUUUCAUCCUUUGGUGCCUUACCUUUCUCUGUUGAAAGUUGAUGGAAAGUUGAUAUUGAUGGGCGUUAUCAAUACUCCUUUGGAGUUCCUCACCCCGUUAGUCAUGCUCGGUCGAAAAAGUAUCACGGGAAGCUUUGUUGGUAGCAUAAAGGAGACAGAGGAAAUGCUUGAAUUCUGCAAGGAGAAGGACAUUACUUCAACUAUUGAAGUUGUCAAAAUGGAUUAUAUCAACACUGCCUUCGAAAGGUUGGAAAAGAACGAUGUGAGGUACAGGUUUGUCGUCGAUGUUGCCGGCUCCAAACUAGAUCAUUAA
Fraxinus pennsylvanica is the source of this 1074-nucleotide messenger RNA. The record is from the annotation of a GenBank genome assembly. Lineage: Eukaryota; Viridiplantae; Streptophyta; Magnoliopsida; Lamiales; Oleaceae.